CUAGUCAUAGCUUUGAUCCAUCUCAGUGCAGUAGGAAGUAGUGGGAUGCACUGACUAGGAAUAAAGAGAAUCAAAUCAGCCUCUAAAGCAGUAGUUUAUCACAGUGAUGGUUUAAAGAGCCCAUAAAGCUGUCAGAAGUCUUUGUGUGCAGCUUGUCUUUAUGUUGGAAACGGAUCUAAAUAGACAUGUUGUCUUUUUCUGUCUUUCAAUUAUACCCCACACAGUAGGAUCCCAGCUGAGUUGGGAAUUUUGUUUGCUAUUGCUGGGAGGAAGAGCGUAUUUUAAUGAAACUGGUGGUAUCAACAGCCUGUGAUGUGAAAACUUGGAAAAUCUCACCACUAGCUCCCCUCUCUUCGCUGAUGGGCGCCAGAAUCAGGUUGAUAGUGAAUCAUCUGAGAAAUGGCCACACGCCUCAGAUCGGUUGGUAAGAAAUGUACAGUGAUCGGCGGGUCAGGAUUCUUAGGCCAGCACAUGGUGGAGCAGCUCCUGGAGAAGGGUUACGCAGUCAAUGUGUUUGAUAUUCAGAAGAGAUUUGAAAAUGACAGAGUGCAGUUCUUCCUGGGAGACCUUUGCGACAAAGAGGCUUUGCUCCCAGCUUUACAAGGUGUGUCAGUGGCAUUUCAUUGUGCAUCACCAGCACCUUCAAGUGACAACAGGGAACUGUUUUAUAAGGUGAAUUUUAUGGGAACCAAAGCAGUCAUUGAAGCCUGCAAAGAAGCCGGAGUGCAGAAACUGGUGUUAACUAGCAGUGCCAGUGUAGUUUUUGAGGGCACAGACAUAAAAAAUGGAUCAGAAGACCUCCCUUAUGCAAAAAAACCUAUCGACUAUUACACAGAGACAAAGAUCCUACAGGAGAAGGAAGUGCUCAGUGCAAAUGAUCCAUGCAACAAUUUCUUCACUACUGCUAUUCGUCCCCAUGGAAUAUUUGGUCCUAGAGACCCUCAGCUGGUUCCCAUCCUCAUCCAAGCAGCUAAGAGUGGCAAAAUGAAGUUCAUAAUUGGGGAUGGAAAGAACUUGGUAGAUUUCACCUAUGUGGAAAACGUGGUCCAUGGACACAUCCUAGCUGCAGAAAAUCUUCAGAAAGACUCUCCUCUGUGUGGGAAGGCAUUUCAUAUCACAAAUGAUGAACCAGUUCCUUUCUGGGCUUUCAUGUCCCGUAUCUUGACUGGCUUGAACUACGAUCCUCCCAAGUACCAUAUUCCCUAUUGGCUGGCAUAUUACCUGGCCCUAUUCCUGUCUCUAGUGCUGUGGCUGUUAAGUCCACUGGUCACCAUCAAGCCCACUUUUACCCCUAUGCGGGUAGCGUUAGCUGGAACGUUUCACUACUACAGCUGUGAACGGGCCAAAAGAGACAUGGGCUACAAACCAGUGGUGAGCUUGGAUGAAGCAAUAGACAGGACUCUGCAGAGCUACCCCCACCUACGCCGGGCUAAGGCCUGAGAAGUCCUAGAUGGAUUUUUUUCUACUUGAUUUUCCGAAUUGCUUUGACAUCUUAAUGUGAACACUGAAGCAAAUUUCACUAAUUCUCUGGAACAGGGAGUUUUACCGAAGUCCCUCCUCCUCCUCACCAUUAUAAAGACAGCUUUAUCUGGGUUGAAAAAAAACUCAUGUAGGAGCUGUGCUAACAGUUCUUUUCUUUGAUGUGACUUCUUGUUUUGAAACAGCUGCUGAACCCUAUGGACUAUGAAUAAACACCCUGCCGUGCCCUCUUCAGUCCCAACCCAGCACAUCAGCAUUCCUUCAUCUUCUCUCUCCACCCUUGUCCUCUGUUUUGUUGCUCUGGUGAUAACAGCCACCUCUUCUCAUAGCUGCAGACUGGUUAAUGAAAUACUUCUCUCGAUUGGUUCCUCUCUGUGGUUUGGCUUUUUUCUAUACAAGAGCAAUGAAAGAGAGGCUCAUGCCAAAAAGGAGUUCUGCCACUAUCUCUUAAAUCAUUGAAGCCAAUUUUGUUAUUCCCUCCAUGAUUGGUGGGUGAUUUGACUUCUUACUGAGGCAUCAGAAGGAAACCUGAGAAAAGGCAUGCUAGGCCUCUCUUUGUAAGGAAGCAUGUGCCUUUGUGUCUGCAGAAGCCCAUUUCUAUUCAAAAGCAACCCAAAUAAAUCAAGAAGAGAUGACUUCCUAA
Molecule: messenger RNA, 2122 nt
Organism: Aquila chrysaetos chrysaetos
Lineage: Eukaryota; Metazoa; Chordata; Aves; Accipitriformes; Accipitridae
Gene: NSDHL
Product: NAD(P) dependent steroid dehydrogenase-like
Exons: 8
Coding region: 400-1440 (346 amino acids)
Biological process (GO): steroid biosynthetic process
Molecular function (GO): 3-beta-hydroxy-Delta5-steroid dehydrogenase (NAD+) activity
Source: RefSeq, a predicted model, not a curated record